AGCAGCACUUGAAGUUGAUGGUCGAUUAAGAUCUUCAAUAUUCUUAUUGAUUGCACUUGGUUUUUUGAAAAAUUCUUAAGUAUGGCAUUUAUUUUCAGUCUUGGGUUUGCACCAGAGAUCCAUUGUCCAUAAUUUUCCAAUUCUUCUUCAAACUGUAAAAAUAUUAGAAAACAUUAAACAUUUAUAUUUAACAGUUGUCAUAAUCUUCCAAAUGUUCCCCAGUAUUUGCUGUAGCUCACUUAUGGAGCCUGGGGUCUGCUGGGCAAUAUAACAUUAAGUAUUGGUAUUGGCAUAGGCACACAUUUUUUUAACUGGAGGAAACUAGGCAUUGUUUUGAUCAGCCCAGUUUCCUCAUAGUGUUUUUGUUCACCAUGUACUGACAAAUACCACAUGUUAUUUUAAUACAAAGUGAAAAUUCAUUGAUAUGACAAAGGGUUUAAACAUGACAUAGCAGCACCCACAUUAAUGUAAUGUAUUAAUAAAAUUGUUUUUUACCAGCUUACCAUAAAUUAUUCCAUCCAUUAUUCCACAAUUCAAAAAAAUGCCAUAUCAUCAAAACUAACUUGGGUAAUUCAUUUUUUUACAGAAUGGUAAACAAAACAAGGUAACUUACAUUUAAGUGGUCCGCACAGCAAAACAGUGCUUGGUUUGGACAGUUCCUGCCAACCAAUUGACACUGUUCAAGACAAGUCUGAACAUAGCUUUAAACAUUGUAUGUUUAACAUUAGUGCUAAUAUUUGUUGCUUGCAACAUUUGAGAAUAGUUGUGUCUAUGAUGCGCGGUCGGCGUUCUAUUCGUUCUGUGCUAUAAGGCUGCGGCUUCAUUGAGGCGGAGACGAGCGGAGCUGAGAGGAGACGAGUGGGGAUCGACCAAUCGUAUUACAUGAAAUCCACAUCUCGUCUCCGCUCCGCUUCAAUGGAAACAGUCAAGCGGAGACGAGCGGAGCUGAGAGGAGACGUGUGGGGAUCGACCAAUCGUAUUACAUGAAAUCCACAUCUCGUCUCCGCUCCGCUUCAAUGGAAACAGUCAAGCGGAGACGAGCGGAGCUGAGAGGAGACGUGUGGGGAUCGACCAAUCGUAUUACAUGAAAUCCACAUCUCGUCUCUGCUCCGCUUCAAUGGAAACAGUCAAGCGGAGACGGGCGGAGCUGAGAGGAGACGUGUGGGGAUUGACCAAUCAUAUUACGUGAAAUCCACAUCUCGUCUCCGCUCCGCUCCGAUUCAAUGGGAAUAGUCAAGCGGAGACGAGCUGAGCGGAGAGGAGACGUGUAAUCACGGGCCCAGAGGGGCGAAGCAGAUUGGAGGGGCGGGAUUCUAAUCGAGCCGCACAGUCAGUUGGACCGCUAGCGUCACCGAUACUACACACCUGCGCACGAUUCACAAUGGGUGACGAAUUGUUCAUUGAAAGUGUCAAAAAGUACCCAUCUCCGCUCGUCUCCGCCUCAGUGGAAUCACGUACCUCUUUUCACAGCUCUGCUCCUCUCAGCUCCGCUCGUCUCCGCCUCAGUGGAAUCACGUACCUCUUUUCACAGCUCUGCUCCUCUCAGCUCCGCUCGUCUCCGCCUCAGUGGAAUCACAUACCUCUUUUCACAGCUCUGCUCCUCUCAGCUCCGCUCGUCUCCGCCUCAAUGGAGCCGCAGCCUUACGAUGAUAUCGGUACCUGCAGUCAUAACGCGGUGACGUCACCGAGCGGCGCGGCCAGCGCGCCGCGCGCCACCGACACCGGGUUUGAUUCUCGUGACACGGUCGCUCGCCCCGGUCCAUCCAGUUUACUAUCUGCUCCCACCAAUAAUAAUAGUAAUAACUAUGUUACUCGCUCCGGCAGGGAGGUGAUCGCUCCUGAUCGGUGGGGUUCCUGGGGCUGGUAAACUGUUUGGAAUGGUAAUGUAUCUUAAGAUGUAUGUUGUGUACCUAUAAUAAGUUCUACAAUGAUCAAUGUUAUCUAAUAUCUAUAAUAAUGUACCUAUUGCCUGUACAUGCACUUCAAGGCCUAAGUUGUUGUUUAUUAUUACUAAAUUAAAAUGAGUUUCGUUGUAAG
Cydia pomonella (codling moth) is the source of this 2037-nucleotide messenger RNA. RefSeq lists its product as uncharacterized. The coding region runs from base 1382 to 1867 and encodes 161 amino acids. NCBI's taxonomy places the organism in Eukaryota, Metazoa, Arthropoda, Insecta, Lepidoptera, Tortricidae. The record is from RefSeq and is a predicted model, not a curated record. The transcript has 2 exons.